UUGAGGCGCUGCACACUGUAGCAGAGCGCUACACUGCCGUAGGAAGAAGAGCUGCGCUAUCGCGACGAUAGCAAGCUAGUUAUUAUUUUUAUUAUUAUUUUAUAUCCGGUUUUAUUAUUAAAACGCUCAUCAUUCUGGGGACAAAAGCUCAAAAAUGACCAAGCUGCAGCUCUUGCACCGUGCUCUAAACGAGCGGCUGAUGGCGGCGGUGGAGCAGAUCAUGGAGAUGGUGGGCGGCACGGUGCUGGAGUAUGAAGAGGAGACGGUGAGAGCGCGCAAAGAGAACGAGAUCCUUAGACGGAGGCUCCGGUGGAUGGAGGGUGAAAAUCCCACCGACUGGCCAGAUCCCACUGACUUCUCUGUUCCAGGUGAAGCUAGCCUGGCAGACACAUUAGCACUAGAGUCCCUAAUUAUCAAAACAGAGCCUAUUGACCCCUCUGACUUCCAGCUAUAUGGACCUGACACAAGUCUCACUGCAUCAGUAUGCACUGACAAUAUGGAAAUGGUUCAUCCUGGUACCAGUGCUUCUGCUGCUGCUGGCAUUCCUGAUGGUACGGUAUGGGACUCAGCACAAAGCUAUAUGGCUCCGCUGGACUUUGACCCAACUAUGUCAACCAUGGCAAGGAACAGGAGCCAGAGAAGAUCUUUUGCCUGCCCAGACUGUGGUAAAGUCUUUGCAAGAGAGCAGAGACUGAUGUUUCACAUGCGGGUUCACUCUGGCGAGAGACCUUAUACAUACCGAAGGCGUAAAACAUGCUUUUAUGGGGAUAAGAAACGGAAGAAGAAAUUCCGUGGCCUUUCCAAGACAUCAAGAGAGUUCAUAGAGGACCUAUCUGACUCAUCAGAACAGACAGAGAAGAGUACAGGAUCGGCUAACGUCGGUGUCUCAAAACGUGUUGGUCCUGCCUCUGCAGAAGUGGAGCCAAGUGAGGUGUCAGAUGAAACCAGUGAACACACCAGCAGCAGCAAGCUAUCUGAGACCAGUGUUGCCAGACCUGUAGGCCUUAAAGCUAAGCAAGGAAGAGAAAAGCCCAAGACCACCCAGUGCCUGCAGUGUAACAAAGCCUUCACUAACGUAUCACGGCUGGCGGUUCACAUGAAGACCCACAGAAAGCCACUUCCCAGUCAGGAUGAACAGAAUGUACAGGGAGACCGUGACGCAACAGACAGUGGAUCACAACAUCUUCCGAAGGCGAUAAGGAACAAUGAAACUGAGGUGGAAAAGGCAAAAGCUAUCGGUCAGAGGCUUUUUCAGUGUCCCGAGUGCAAGAAGAUCUUUGCUCGCUCCUGUUGGCUCACCUUCCACUUGAAGUCACACGAACGAGAACGUAAGCGGCAGAAAAAGAAGCAGCUUCAAAAUAAAAACGCGAAGGACGCUCUUCGAGUUUCGGAAGAGCCGAGGAAAGAGGUAGCUACUGAAAGCAGCAAAGUUCCGGUACUGAAGAAAAUCUUUGCGUGCCCGUACUGCGAUAAGGUUUUUGCUCGUGAAGGGUGGCUCGCACCACAUAUUCGGAGUCAUACAAUUAAACAACAAAAGAGUGAUAUUAUUUCUGAUGCCAUCUUACCUAAUUCUACCAAAAGAAGGUCUCGGCGCGUCGUUACCCAGCCCUCAAGCGAAAGCAGCAGUGAGGAAAAGAAAAUUACUGAGCAGUCAUUAGGAGAAAUCGAAGAUUCUGAUUUAGUAGACGAACUACUGAACAACGAGACUUCUGUGCCCAAGAACAUCCCCACGGAGCUAAUUACAAACCCAGAAACCCAAAUAAUAAUCAGUAAUAAUGCUGAAGAUAUCAGUAUUGAAUCUCAAAGCAUCAGUAACAAAACAGAAACAAUCCCAAACAAAAUUGCAGAGGACUCGACCCUGGUCCCUGAUGACUCUCCAGGGCAAAAAGAAGCAGUCAAAAAGUCAAAAAAGAGAUUUCCCUGUCGAGAGUGUGGCAAAGUUUAUUUGCUGGCUGGUUGGUUGAAGACCCACAAGAAGAUGCAUAAAAAGGAGCGAAUUCUGGAGGAGAACAGGAGACAGCUUAUGAUGAUGAGCGAAUUUGGACAAAAUGACAACAAAGAAGGGGGACAGAGCCUCGUGGAAACAAACAUCGAAAAGAAGCAAAAGAAGAAAAAGAAGACGUUGGCACUACAGGAUAAUCUUGUUGACAAAAAGAAGAAAAAGAACCAGCUUACAAAUGAAGUGCUGCUGCAGAAUAUGGAUAACACUUCCGAUGUGCAGACAGACGCAGACAAAAGCGAAGAAUCUGCAACUCGUGGCCGAUGCGUUUGCAAAGACUGUGGCAAAGUGUAUGCUAGAAAGAACUGGUUAAGCUUGCACAUGCUCGGCCACAGAAAAGCACUGAUGGCCAUUCCCCAAAAAUCGAAUGACGAGGCCCUGAAAAGUGAUGGGCAGACCGCGCAGGAGGGUUCAUCCACCAAGGAUUCAAAAGGUCAGAAAGGAAAAGACGGCGGUAAAGCAUCAUUUCCAUGUCCCUUUUGUGAUAAAGUCUUUCCGCGAGCAAUGCGGCUGAUGGUGCACAUGCAGAUCCACUCAGGCGAGAAACCGUACUCCUAUCGACAACGUAAAGAACAGUUUUACACUGACCUGACAAGACCCAGAGUGCCAGAUACAGACAAACAGGAGCCUGCAGUAGAAGGCAAUGAUGAAAAGGGGAAUGAUGGAGGAGGCGAAGUGACUAGGAAUCAGACUUCUGCCGUGUCGCAAGGCCAUGCAAGUGCUACAGAGCCUUUGGAAACCGUUCAACCCCAAUCAGUUUGCACUGGCAGAAAAUUCAACCUCCAUCAUCUACAGUCAUCUGGUGCUGCUACCAUCCACAGCACAACUCUUACAAGAACUGACACAAAAUCAGACAGUAAUUUUAGUUUGCAGCCUAGAAUUGUUCUUGAUCCAGUUAUAGCCGAAUCCAGCCACUCCGCAUCAUCUGAAAGGGGGGAUUUUAAACCAAUAACUGUGGAAACUAGUGACAUUCAGCUGCACCAAAUGCGUGACUUAGAAACAAAUAAUGCUGCUACAGGUGAGCAGGUGAUGAGUCAUCUUGCUCCAUUUGAAAACACAAACCUUUACGCCAGCCAAAACACAGUGACUGAGACAGAUCAUCCAGCUGUUGUUCAUGUCAAAAUAGGUUCCAUUCAUAAAUAUCCUGAAAAUCGUUGCAGCUCUGAAAAGCUUCUUGUCAGUAUAGGGGCCCAGCAGACCUCAGAAACAGAGUCACCAGACCACAGAAAGGCGGAAAUUUGCAAAAAGAAGGGUCAGGUAGAAAUCCAAGAGUAUUCUUUGCUUGAUGUGAAGCAGCACAAAGUGCCAUGUGACCCAGAACUUCUGAAAAUGGAUAGAGAAUCACAACAGUCAGGAAGUCAAAUUCACACCUAUGGGAAGUCAAGUUUUUUUGGUAUUGUAAAAGCGAAAAAUAUUUCACCCCACUCUGAAUAUCAGAAACAUGACAUUGAUCAAGCUUGUAGUUCUGAUAAAAGAAAGUCAACUGACAUAUCUCUGAUAACAGUUCCAGAAUUUGAAUCAAGUUCCAAUGCAAUACAUCAAGUGUCUCAUACAGAGUCAGGAUAUAUGAUUCUCUCAGAUGUUAGUGAUGAUGAUGAGUGGGCAAAUAUGUCUGAUAACUCAGAUGAGAAGAAAGAAAAAAUACCCUUGAAAAUCUCUAACCCGCUCCCUGAAGGGUUGUCUGAUACAGGAUCCAUCCCUGGCUCCUCUCAUGCAGCUAGUGACCCAGAUGGAACGAUGUUAGAAAAGACUGGUGAACAAAAUUACCUUGACGGUACACUCCACAACAGAGAUGAGAUGGCAGCCAAUUCUGUCCAACAAACAGAAGAGCCUAGUUCCACCGGUCAGACGAAGUGGUGUUCAUGUUUGGCAUGUGGUUUAAAGUUCGCUGGUGAGGCUUCCUUGACAAAGCACAUGAGGGUGCACUCUGUGUCUGCGGUGACCUACCAGAAGCCAAAUGACUACAAGACACUGAAGAAGAAGGUCAAGAACAAUGAAAAAAAGAUUAAACAGCAAGUUGUCCAAGUUCAGACAUCAAAAGUAGGUAGUGCUGAUUCGAGAGACAACUCUGAAAUCUCAGGGAAAAGCGACUCAACACUGGUAAAUGUCAAUGCAGCUAAGUUAUCUGGAUGCCCAGACAUUGGUGCAACUAGUCGAAGUUCCAGAGCGGACUCAAAGAACAGAAAAACCAAGAAAGGAAAAAAAGCUCUGCGCUGUUGCUACUGUGGAAAAGCUUGCAAGAAAAUAGAACUGCAUCUCAUGCACGACCACCCGAAGGAACCUAAGGUGCUAGAAGCUUUGCAUUUUAGCAACAAAGUUGAAGAAAGGAAAAGGUUAUUGAGCCUUCUUUGCAGCAAGAAAACACAGAAACAUGAAUAUGCUACAAGGAACAUACAGGAGGAAGACCUUGUUCAUUGUAUUUUUUGUCAAGGGUAUUAUCAGCGAAAUCAGUUUUGGAAACAUGCUUUAAUAUGUGAGCAGAAACAACCCAAACAAUCCAUUCUAGCUAAACCUGGCAGAAGUACAGAUCUUUCCAGCACUAGCCUCAGAUCAAGGCCCAGCUUAGCACAGAAAGCCUUUGAUCCUGAAUGUGGGAAUCUCAUCAAAGGUACCUCCUGCAAUACUGUCCAACCGUCCAGUCCAGAGUCAGUGAAUCUUUCCUUACUGAAAGCUGAAACUCACACUACACACCAUUUAUAUUACGUUUCUCCUGUUUCACAAACUGGCAGUACUGACAUAAACCCAGUUCCUGAUCAAGGAUCAGAGAGCCUGUCCAUUUUAUACACUGAUAACAGCACAGCAACAAGGAUUCUUGAUUCAGAAACCUCUGGAACGCUCAUUCUAGACUCACUCCACAGUGCACUGGAGUAUUCCUGUGCUCCGCUUCAGGAAUCUUGCCCCAGCACAGUACAUCAUGUUCUUGUUGAGAACCAAAAAUUAACAGAUCUCCCACUUACAGCAAAAGCCAUUUCAGGAAAACAAAAUCAGUCCACUUUGGAACCUGAAAACAGGCUUAGUCUCUUAGACACAAUGACCUCUGAUCUACAACACACUAAUCAAGAUUUACAAACCUUUUCUAUGCAAACAUCAGAUUGCAGAGAAAAAUAUGUUAUCCCUCAUGAAGUGAGCCAUAUAUUUACUGAGAGCAGUGAUUUCCAACCUACCACUGAUCUAAAAUCAGACUGGACUACUACACCAACUUUGGACUUGAAGCAACACUUUGGCUCUGAUGCUAGAGAACCAGAGAGAACCGCCGUAGUGAUGGCAGAACUUGUAUCAGAGCGGAACGCCCAAAGUCAUCCCCAUUUAGAGUCAACAGAAUGUCUAGUUGCAAACAUUUAUAGCAUUGAGUCACAGAAAACUCCAAAUGUUCAAGUUUGUGGAAAAGAUGAGCACAGAGCCCCUGACACUGAAUCACACUGUCAUCUAAUUCCAACUCAAAUUCCUACAGAAACGUACAGUGCAGCACAAAAGCUAUUCGAUUCUGAAGGUCAAAUAAGAGAUGACAUAAAUGAGGGUGGUAAUUGUACAGGUUCAAAGAGGAGACAAGACACUUGGAGCAGGGAUACAAAGAGAAGACGACAAAGUGACCCCUUACAGCAGACAUCAACAGACGAGAGAGAAGCUUUGCCAGUCACUUCUCAAAUUCCUGAGAUGAAGUAUGGUUUACAAAUAUCUGAUGUCUGGACCAGUUCAAAAAGCAGCAAAGGAAAAGCUACAUUAAAGCUGAAGAAAAAACAAUACUGUGUGUAUUGUAAGAAACCUUCCAUUCACAUGACACAGCAUCUCCUCUCAGCACAUGCUACAGAACCUGAGGUGGUGAAGGCCCUUAGUUAUGACAAGAAGUCAAAGGAAAGGAAACAGUUGCUGGAUCUUCUGCUGAGCAAAGGAAACCUCUUGCACAGAGAUGUGGGGAUGAGUAUAACUUCAAGUGAAGAUCUUCUACCAGUUAAUCAAGAAGGUGAUCCUAAUUCAAAUAAGAGCCAAUGCAGAGCCAAACAGGAUCAUCCUAAUCCUGAAUCUGAGUGCAGCCAUGUUUCAGACACUGGUCACAGUGCAACAAAAUCUUCAGGUUCUCCCUGUGAAGAUGUGGGGAUAGUUAGUGAACAGCUAUUUGCUGAUCUUGGAUCACAAAGUUAUCUUAGUCCAGACACCAGCUUGGACAGGAACGACCAUGUGGGCAGCUCUCCGGCCUACGAUCAGACUGUAACUAGCGAGAAAGAAGACAAGAAAACUGAAGCUGAACAGCAGCCAAGCAGCCAAAGCUUACACAGAGUAGAGAACAGGAGGAGGAGCUCUCGAAUUCAAGCUCAGCCAAUGAGGGUAAUGGACAGCCAUUCAGAUGAUGCAAAGAGCAUGUCACAGAGCUCAAAACCUCAUACUUGCCAGCACUGCAGCGCCACCUUCUGCAGUCACUACCACCUUCGCAGACAUGAAUACACUCACACAGAUGAAAGGCCUUACUGGUGCAACCAGUGUAAUAUAGGCUUCAUUCAGAAAUAUCGCUAUCGAAACCACAAAAUAACCCACCACGAAAACAGACAGUCAAGCAAGUCCAAGGAUCCAUCCAGAAUGUGCAAAAAACAAUCUCACGUUGAAGAGAAGCCGACAGAGAAUUUCCAUGAAAAGCAAUCAGACGACAGCACUGCAGCUACAUCUGAGGAAAGACCUGACUUAACUGACAAAGAAACAGGAGAUUUGAAGGAGUUCAAUGAUGAAUAAUGACCUGACUGCAGACAGGCAUCAGACGGUUUAUCAGAAAUGGUGUCUGAAAAAGCAUUUGCAACAUACAGUUUUAUGAGAUUAGAAGCUUUAGUUACAGCAUAUUGUCAGAGUAUUUUUUUUAUAUAUAAAUGGACAAAUUCCAGAUUUGUAUUAUUAUUAUUUUUUUAUUAUUUCUUUGUUUUUAUAUGUUGUUUAUUUCUUAUAUUUUGAUCAAAAUGACAAAACACUAAACGACUAAAAUUGUGUUCAUUUUACUGUAUCAUCCAGGUGCUUAUUGGUGUGUGUAAUUGUAAGCAUCAAAAAAAUGACAAAGACAGAUGAAUGAGUGUUACUGAGUUUUGUAGUUGCAUAAUUAUUGCUUUUGUAUUUUGCAUUUGAUUACCCGGAAGUUACGCACAGUUAAAGUGCAAAUACAGGUUUCUACACAAUCAAACAUUAUCUACAUGUUGGAAGUUGGAAUAUGUUGGCGCUUAACAAAAUUGAUUGAAAAUGGGAAGAAUUGUUUUUUUUCUAAGGUUUAAUGAUUAGUUGUUUAUUAAUGAAUACAUGGCUGCCUGAGGAUUAUUCAUUUGCUUCAUGUUUACUGAUGAAUAGUGCCUCCAAUGCUUUAAUUUUUGGACAUUUUCGUUUCUCAUUUUAUAUACUGUCUGUAUCAUUAUGAUAUUUUGCUUAUAAAUCAAAAACUGAGAGCGACAUUUCUAUUCUAUUUACCAGAUUUUGAAAACAUUGUAUAUUACUGAAACGGCAUGCACUGCACAUGAAACUUCAUCACUGAUGUUACCUAAGUUCACUGUAAAUAGGAACUGAGAAAAAAGAGAAGAAAAAACAUUGGAUUUUGUAAAUUGUGUACUUUUUCAACACAGAAAGUUGUUAGUUUUUGUAACCAGUUAUUCCAUGUGCCACUCAAAAGGAUAACAAGAAGCUAAGUAGCCAUUCAAAGCCUUUAUCCAGUUGAAAAGUGUAAACAGGAGAUAAAAAUAAAAGAUAGUUUUCGAUA
Silurus meridionalis is the source of this 7721-nucleotide messenger RNA. RefSeq lists its product as uncharacterized. The coding region runs from base 155 to 6721 and encodes 2188 amino acids. The record is from RefSeq and is a predicted model, not a curated record. The transcript has 16 exons. Gene Ontology annotation, biological process: regulation of transcription by RNA polymerase II; central nervous system development. Gene Ontology annotation, cellular component: nucleus. Gene Ontology annotation, molecular function: RNA polymerase II cis-regulatory region sequence-specific DNA binding; DNA-binding transcription factor activity, RNA polymerase II-specific. Lineage: Eukaryota; Metazoa; Chordata; Actinopteri; Siluriformes; Siluridae.